Messenger RNA from Balaenoptera musculus (blue whale), 1493 nucleotides. It is a transcript of the gene LIMD2, whose product is annotated as LIM domain containing 2. The coding region runs from base 572 to 958 and encodes 128 amino acids. The transcript is spliced from 6 exons. Gene Ontology annotation, molecular function: actin filament binding. Gene Ontology annotation, cellular component: actin cytoskeleton; plasma membrane. Gene Ontology annotation, biological process: actin filament bundle assembly. The record is from RefSeq and is a predicted model, not a curated record. Lineage: Eukaryota; Metazoa; Chordata; Mammalia; Artiodactyla; Balaenopteridae.
CUGAGAGUGGUCCCACAAGUGCUUGUGGAAGCACAGCGGUGACUUCCUUCGUUAGCUAGACAGCCUCACAGCACACAUUUCUUUUAAAACCCGUAAUGGAUUUGUCUCUUAACUAUCUAACGUUGAGACUAUUAAUUUUAGCCUGUGGCCAUCAAACUGCUUUGGGGCUGGAAAGGUCUGAGUGCUGGAGACCGGCCGCUCUGCAGGACCACUUCUGGGCCACUGGAGCCCAGGCAGAAGAGGCUCACUUUUGUCAGGAAAGGAGGUGGACGGGGUUGUUCUGGAACAGGACUCCGUGUCUCCUCACCGUUGGGACUCAUACUCAAAGAGCAGGUGAGCGCCAUGAGCUGUUCUGUUCCUGACAAGCGUGUGGGCCUCGCUCUUGAGCCACUAGUUCUGUUACUGCCAUCGCAUGGGAACAAGCUAUGCUUAGGGCUGUGCUUCGUGAAACAGCUUCCAGCUGCGACAGGGAGGUGGCUUCCCUGUGCUCCCCGCAGAGCUGAGGCUCUACCCCACAAAACCCAGCGGGUGCCGCGGCUCCACACGGGGCCUCCAUCGCCGCCAACGAGCCAUGUUCCAGGCUGCAGGAGCCACCCAGGCCACCCCCUCCCACGAAGCCAAAGGUGGCAGUGGCAGCAGCGCGGUUCAGCGCUCCAAGUCCUUCAGCCUUCGCGCCCAGGUGAAGGAGACCUGCUCUGCCUGCCAGAAGACCGUGUACCCCAUGGAGCGGCUGGUGGCCGACAAGCUCAUUUUCCACAACUCUUGCUUCUGCUGCAAGCACUGCCACACCAAGCUCAGCCUGGGCAGCUACGCGGCGCUGCACGGGGAAUUUUACUGCAAACCCCACUUUCAGCAGCUGUUUAAGAGCAAAGGCAACUACGACGAAGGCUUCGGCCGGAAGCAGCACAAGGAGCUCUGGGCCCACAAGGAGGUGGACCCCGGCACCAAGACAGCCUGAGGCCCCUCUCACCGUCCACUCUCUCCUCCCUCUGUCGAGGGCCUGGAGCAGGCAGGGGGCAGGGUGGGAGAGAGGUUGGACCGGGCCCUGGUGGGGGCAGGGUGGGAAAGGGAUGAGGCCGUCUUGCUCCGGCAGAGGGUCUUGGAGGCAGGGCUCUGCUCCGGGAUUUCUUCCUUCUCUCUCCGUGGGUGGGGGGGUUAGGGAACCAGGACUGGGCUUUGCUCACCAGCCCGCUUCCUGCUGCCUCCAGCCUACCCCACCUCACCCCACGGCCCCCUGGGAAGGCCCCCCAACCCACCUUCCCUAUCUAGGUGCCUUUUCUCCAGCAAGGAGUCAGCAUGCCCCCCUCAGGGUCCCAAGCUCCCUCACUGCCACCCAGGGCCCUGUGUCGCCCCCACGUCUCCCCAUCUACCUCUGCCCUUAGCCUGGUCCUGAGCCAUGGAGACUGCAGGAAGGUGAGCCAGGGUGCCCCCUGCUGGGUCUCUCCAAAUGCCCACCAGGACCCAGUGGGGGAGGGGAGGGAAAGUGGAAGAGC